Molecule: messenger RNA, 654 nt
Organism: Peniophora sp. CBMAI 1063
Lineage: Eukaryota; Fungi; Basidiomycota; Agaricomycetes; Russulales; Peniophoraceae
Source: the annotation of a GenBank genome assembly
AUGCCUAGGCCUUGGAGUAUCGAGCAACGCGCGUCUGCGACAAUCAAGGCGCGGGUGAGGGCGCGUUUGCCGAUGGUCAAGACAUCAUGCGUCAAGGACGACGUCGGUCCUCUGCCCCGCGAUAUCAACACGCUCUCCUUCCGCGUCUCGAACCCUGUCAGCGGCGCCAAGCUUGUAUUCUCACAGCCCGGAUCGUUCUUACACAACGACGCACAGCAGCGUUGCUCUGUAGGCGCUACGAUCUCCGGUAUGGCGGACGGUACCGCUGCGGCUGCUGCGGAACCCGCUCUUGACAAUCUCAAGAGUGACGUCGGUUCUCGCGAAUGCGCCGUGGGCUCUAUCUCCGGUGGUGUUGCGAAGAGUGUCGGGGAGAGCGUCACCGACGACUUGAUAGUAACAAUAAGCGCGCUCUAUGUGCCAUCGUCGUCGGUUUGCUGUAAGGCACAGCCGAGGAUCCGUUGGAGGCGGAGCGGAGGACGUCAAGGACGACAGCUCAAACUGCGCAGUCUAGGUCCGCGGGAGGCCAUCAACAUAGCAAAGAACAGUGUGCCUUUCACAUCUUUCACAGUCGGGCGCUCAUCCACUCCCGCUAAGCAACGAUGCGCUGCUGGUGAGGUCGAAAGCCGGUCGUUGAAGGGCGCCGGUGAUGCAUGA